AUGAGUUACUCAUCUUGUGUUUAUGGAAAAAUUGGGAACCAGAAGCCACUGUUCCCCGAUGAUUCUGAGAUCGACGAACUAUUUAAGAUAUUCAGGGUACUUGGUACACCAAAUGAACAAAGUUGGCCAGGAGUCACCUCUUUGCCUGAUUUCAAGUCGGCUUUCCCGAAGUGCCAGUCUCAGGAUCUUGCAGCAGUUGUCCCAAAUCUUGAACCCGCUGGUUUGGACCUUCUCUCUAAAAUGCUUCGGUACGAGCCAAGCAAAAGAAUCACAGCCAGGCAGGCUCUUGAACAUGACUACUUCAAGGACCUUGAGAUGGUACAAUGACCUGUGUUGUUCUUAGUGUUUGCAUCUGUAUGAGUUGAGGUUUGUUUCAUUCCUUUUAUGACCACCGAUCUUUCUCUGUCUCCCUCUCUGAUCUGCAUUUUUGUCUUAGAGCUGGAUAAUUUGGAAUGUGGUGUGUUUUGAGAUGCAUGUAUUGGAUAAUGUCGAAUAGAUUACCACCCUGUUUUUCUCUACAUCUCCACAGAAGUCUGAUGCUGAAUCUUUUUUAAUGCUCCCUCUAGGCUCUAGCCUAUGUAACAUUGGUCCCUUAAAUUUUAUUAUAAUCAAUUGUUUUUGUGCAACUUUUUAAGUAACAGUAAUCAUGUGAUAUUGCUCUUUGAGAAUUUUCAUAUCCAGAAGUGUGAGAAUCCUAACAACAAUGAAAUAUUUCUG
Zea mays is the source of this 717-nucleotide messenger RNA. Its product is annotated as cyclin-dependent kinase A-1-like. The transcript has 6 exons. Gene Ontology annotation, cellular component: cyclin-dependent protein kinase holoenzyme complex; nucleus; cytoplasm. Gene Ontology annotation, biological process: protein phosphorylation; regulation of meiotic cell cycle; G1/S transition of mitotic cell cycle. Bases 1 to 327 code for a protein of 108 amino acids. Gene Ontology annotation, molecular function: cyclin binding; cyclin-dependent protein serine/threonine kinase activity; ATP binding. The record is from RefSeq and is a predicted model, not a curated record. Lineage: Eukaryota; Viridiplantae; Streptophyta; Magnoliopsida; Poales; Poaceae.